ACAGCCGUCAUUAAUCCUUGCUAGCUUGCUGUGCUGUGUCGAGUUUAGCUAGGGGAGAGAAACCGUGGGAGAAUGUAGAUUACGUUAUGACAAAAAAGAAGUAAAGUUUAGGAUUGAUAAACAUCCGGCAACGUGGAAGAAAGAAACUGAAAAGGUAUCACCAGCAUCUUGGCAACAUCUCUUCUCUCCCCUGGCUCUCCAGUGUGUAAGGACACCGUUCAGUGUAUCAUAUCUUAAAGUCACCCAGUGCCUCUCCACCCGAUGGAUCGUUAUUUUAACCUGUAUCUUCACCAGUGCUAAAACUAACACCAGCAGGACAGAGGAAUCACAAGUUAAGAGAUUUUUCAACAUUUUGAGCAAAGUCAGGUACACCGCAGCUACCAAAGUUACCUGUUAAUACUGUAUUAAGUUUGGUGCCCCCAAAAUCCAACAAAGCUUCUUAAAAGUCUAAACCUCAAAACGCUUCAUCAUUCAUCAGCAUUUCUCAGUCCUCUCAUCAGGUCGGUCCAUAUUGGAACACUACUUUGCACCAUUAUGGCCUCCAUCAUCAAGUCGUCCGAGCCUGAGAUCCCAGACAACCACAAAGAGAGCUGGCUGGCGCUACUUUCUGCCGCGGAAAAGUAUUGCCAAAAGUCUGGCUGCGACCUGGCCAUACUAACGGCGUGUAAGAAGUUCCGGUCAUCGGCUGGAGGCGGAGACGGGAUGAGGAAAUUGGAGAGCAGCAGUGCCUUUCCAAAGGAGUGUGAUUUCUCCUACAAUGUAUGGGGCCAAGGGUUUCUGGCCGAGUCGGCGCGUCGCUACAUGGACGACAUUGGCGUGCUGCACUCCACCACCAUGCUAACAGCCCAAAAGCACACACGCCAGGCGGGGGGAGAGGGAGGAACCAAGCUGGUGGGUGACCUCACCUCUGACACUGGAAACAGGGGGAGCUUUACAGGAGACGGCGGGGUGGGCGGAGUCAGUCCCAAUAGCAGACUGUAUUCCCAAAGCUACCCGUCAAUCUACAGCUCAGGAGCUGUGACCGGGCAGGGCGGCGGGCAGAACGACAACGGAGAGAGGGAACGGGAGAAGUGUGCACUAGAGGCCGAGCAGGAGAGACAGAGGUCUAGGAUUGAGGACUUGGAAGAAGAGUGUGAGGAAGAGGAGGAGGAGGAGGAGGAGGAGGAGGAGGACAUGGAUGAGAGGAGACCUUAUGGGAAUGAAAGUGCUGGUGUAUUCUCCAUGGACGAGGACUCUCUGUCUCGGGACUGCGAGCCGUUCUUUGAGUCCGACGGGGAGGAGGAGAGUACUGAUGGCUCUUUAAGCGAGGAUGCCCCUCCGCCAACGCGUGGCAUGGCUAUGGGCCAGGCUGCGUACUCGGCUCGUCACGCCCACCCCCACCCCAUGGCUCUGGCCCGCUCGCUACCUGUAUCUGUGCCUGUGUGGGGCUGCAGAGGAAACAGAGCUCAAGACAGCAACAGUGGAGAGCGGGUGGGCUGUGCUGACCUGGAGCACAUCGCUGCCAGUAUGAAGGCCCUGCUGGCCCCCGGAGCCAAUGAUGGGACGGAAAUGUUUGGGGCCCUGCCUCGGCCCCGUCUCAACACGGGGGACUUCUCUCUCAAGCACUGAGAGAGAGUGAGGCGAGUGGAGAGUAAGAGAAAGAGAUAAAGGUUGUCCUGAUGAAAGGAGACCUGGACUGGCUGGCAGAUGUGGCGUGCAGUAUGUGAAACAGUGUAAAAGCUAGUACCUCCAUUUAUUUCUCACUAACGGAAAUUAACGGCACAUGCUUUGAGGAGAAAACAAAAGUUGUUAUGAACACUAACAUUUUCAACACUACACACACACACACACACACACACACACACACACACACACACACACACACACACAACUUGUCACUACACAUGUCACAAUAACAGCUACUACACAUCACAGAACACUACGUUAGAUUUGGACCUCAAGAUGUGUGUGUGUGUGUGUGUGUAGUGCCCUGCUGCACUGCACUGACCAACAAGGAAACUAAAACAGGGUGUAUAGUAGUCGAACUGGCACGGCUAAUUGUUACGCACCUUGUGUGCUGCUGAUAAAUGUUUUUGGGGAGUUUGCCCUUUGGUAAAAUUACCGAGAAGUGAUGAGAACUUGGGGAGCAGCCAUCUGUACCUGGUUGAUUGUUUGCUCCUGUGCUGCAUGCUAAUGCCUUAGCAGACACCGUUUUGAUCAACCUUAAUGUUUAGUAGCUCUAAAGCUAAAUGCUAAGUUACCCUAGACGAUAUAUGGCUAAGAGUGGAAGUUUGGUCCCUAAUCUGAAACAUGGUAUAAAAACAGCUUAACAGAAAUAGUUUAACCUUUUACUCUCUUAUGUCUGCGUGUGAAGUUUGGAGCUCGACCUGGGAGAUGGUUAGCUUAGCUAAGCAUAGAAUGGAGGCAGAGGGAAACGGAUAUCCUGGCUCUCUCUGAAGCUCAAAAAUACACCUGCCAACAACUCUAAAGCUCACCAAUUAACAUGUUGCAUCAUGUUUUGGCAAACGAGCAGAAAUGUAAAAUAACAAGUUAAACUGUAACUCUUUCUUGACAAAGGGCAGUGUAUCCACCCAGCAUCUCCUGCUACACGCUGCAUUCAUAAAAUGUUGGACAAACUGGUAAGAACAAGUAAAACCACCCGUUAUUCUGACUUCGAAAUGGCUGCCCCAACUGAUAGCCUCAUAGUCACAUCAUUUAAAUACCCCAGAGAAGCUACUAUUGCGAAGUUACAUACUUUUUAACAAGUUAAAUUAGAUACAAACAAACGGUGUGUAGCUCCUUUUUAAAAAAAGAAAAGAAAUACAACUUAAUUAGUGAGCUUUAAAAAUGUGGGUAGGUGUAUUUCUGAACUUCAGAGAGAGCUAGGCCGGCUGUUUUUCCUCUUGCUUACAGUCUUUAUGCUAAGCUAAGCUAACCAUCACUAAGCUAUAGCUCAUUGCCCUGCCGUCAUUUAGCUCAGUACAUGCUUAACGUUUUAGCAUGAAGAACAAGAGCCAGCCAUCUCCCAGGACCAGAUUGGAUGUUUUCCCUGCAUGCUCCUAUCGUUUACAGGCUAAGAUGACCAACAAGCCAGUUGUUGACGUUGUCCACCCCUCGCAAAAAAACACACCAAUCUAUUCCUUAAUGGGGUAGAAACCACAGAAAUGGUUGACUUAACAUGAAGCUUGUGGCUUUUCAAAAUGUGAGCAGAGGACACCAGCACCUCCUCACAAUCUGCCUACUUUUACUUUUGCCAAUGAAUGAUUGUAAAUCAA
Molecule: messenger RNA, 3254 nt
Organism: Perca fluviatilis (European perch)
Lineage: Eukaryota; Metazoa; Chordata; Actinopteri; Perciformes; Percidae
Gene: akt1s1
Product: AKT1 substrate 1 (proline-rich)
Exons: 6
Coding region: 535-1608 (357 amino acids)
Biological process (GO): negative regulation of protein kinase activity; negative regulation of TOR signaling; neurotrophin TRK receptor signaling pathway
Cellular component (GO): cytoplasm
Source: RefSeq, a predicted model, not a curated record